This is a messenger RNA of Fimicolochytrium jonesii, 2115 nucleotides long. Its product is annotated as kinase-like domain-containing protein. NCBI's taxonomy places the organism in Eukaryota, Fungi, Chytridiomycota, Chytridiomycetes, Spizellomycetales, Powellomycetaceae. Gene Ontology annotation, biological process: protein phosphorylation. Gene Ontology annotation, cellular component: nucleus. The transcript has 10 exons. The record is from RefSeq and is a predicted model, not a curated record. Gene Ontology annotation, molecular function: ATP binding; protein kinase activity. Bases 1 to 2115 code for a protein of 704 amino acids.
AUGGCAACGGCGGGGAUACGGAAGCGUAGAUAUGAGGAAGAGUUCUUUGAGCCGCCAGGCCCGUCAAACUACUAUGCCGUCCCUACGACGUCCGCAGUGGUUUCGCCCACCAAUGGAGCAAGGAAUGGGGGCUCGGACGUCAUCCUAGUUCAUUCGCAAUCACCACCGGCGCCUCGGCCGCUACACGACCUUUCCUAUUAUGCGCAAUCAGAUUCGCUCCUCCACUCGCCAUACCGUUCAUUACAUCAAAACACACAAGCAGCACCACCACCGCGAAAUCAACAGCACCUGUCUUCACAGAGAGAGCAGAUGAACCACGCAUAUCAGCAGAUUUUACCCCCACCAUCACCAUCGUACGCCUACCCUGCCCCGGCAACCUCGCUGUACAGUCAUAUCCCGGUAGCGCAGGCGCCGCCACAGAAUGUCUCAAAGUACCCGCAGCAGAACGAUCCAUACCCAUCAGAUGUAUUAUCGAUGCUUCGUUACCCACAAUACGCCCCACAGUACCUACCGCAAUACCCUCCACAGCUCAACAUUCCCUCGCACCUGUCCCUGUCGCAAACGGGCUACUCAUCCGCACCAUCCUCCGGGAAUGGAUACGCUCUACCAUCGUCACCAGCCGAAAGCUCUCGCAGCUAUGCAACGACCGCCGAAUCUCACUCGCGUCAAAAUAGCCCAAGUCUCCGUUUUCCACCGUAUUCCCAUCCUCAACAGCACCCAGCUGCUGCACUUUUACCCGUACCACAGUACCAGUAUCGUCCCCUCCCACCGCCACCUCGGCAGUAUCACCAGCGACUACCAUCGGUUGAGCCUACUCUUCCAUCAAUUAUCGACUUGACACAUUCUCCCCCGAAUUCCACCCUCGAGAAUCCGAGUAAGCGGCGGAAAACGGACGCAUACUAUGACCCGAGUACAGUACAGCAGCAGCAACAGCAGGUGCCGAUAUAUCCGCAACCGUAUCAACGGUUACAAGCCCCCUUACCCAAACCAGUGAUUGAAUCACCUGCUUAUCAAAUUGACAGUCCCAAGGCUGCUGAACCAUCAUGCGCCGACAAGGACGGGCAUUUCAUCGUGACGAUCAAUGGUGACCUGACGUCUAGAUACAAGAUCCUGAAGCUACUUGGCCAGGGGACAUUCGGCAGAGUAGUCGAGGCAUUCGACCGUGUCACGACCAACCGCGUUGCGAUUAAGAUCAUCCGUGCUGUGCAGAAAUAUCGUGAUGCAUCGAAAGUGGAAAUCAGAGUGCUGAAUACGCUACGGACGAACGAUCCAUACAACUCAAAGCAAUGCAUUCACUUACUGGAAACCUUCGACUUCCGCAACCACAUCUGCAUGGUCUUUGAGCUUCUGAGCCAAAGCGUGUUUGAUUUCCUGAAGGACACUGGGUUCGUCCCGUUUCCGAUCUUGCACACCAGGGAUUUCGGAUGGCAGAUUCUGGAAGCUGUGGCGUUCUUGCACAGCCUUGAGUUGAUUCACACGGAUUUGAAGCCUGAAAACCUCAUGCUAGAGAACAAUGCAACAAAGAUUGUGCCCGGGCCGAGGAGAAACAGCAAGCCCCGCCGGGAACUCGUAACAACGAGACUACGGCUCAUCGAUUUCGGAAGCGCCAUCUUUGAAGACGACUACCACAGUUCGGUGGUCAGCACACGACACUACCGCGCCCCGGAGAUCAUCCUCUCGACUGGGUGGUCUUAUCCUUGUGAUAUGUGGUCGGUCGGAUGCAUAUUGGUGGAGUUCUGUACUGGAGAUGCGUUGUUCCAGACUCAUGACAACCUGGAGCAUCUAGCGUUGAUGGAAGCUGUUCUGGGUCCAUUUCCGGCGCAUCUGGCACAUAAGUUAGGCUUCGCUAAAAUUGCGCUCAAAAACAGCACCAACAAAUCCGGCGCCAAAUAUUUCAAAAAUGGCCGCCUGAACUGGCCGUCCGCAGAAACAACAAAGCAAAGCAUCAAAUACGUCGCGAAACAGAAAUUGCUCCGCGACAUCAUCAACCCUAAAACGGACCUCCAAGAAGCACUGCUGGAUCUCAUCCAGAAGAUGCUCGUCUAUGACCCGGCGGAACGUAUAUCGGCUGUCGAUGCGCUUAAGCAUCGGUUUUUUAGGCUUGCUGCGAGUUGA